UAUUGUGCGCCACACGACGUAACAAACUGCGUAAGCGGGCGGCUGUUGAAAACAACUGCUGCGUGUUAAAGCUUUUUAUUUUUAUUAAACGUUAAAGGUGUUUUUUUGAGAAAGAGUUCUAGCCAUGGCGAUGCAAGCAGCUAAACGAGCGAAUAUUCGCCUUCCUCCGGAGGUGAACAGGAUUCUGUACAUACGCAACCUGCCGUACAAGAUCACAGCAGAAGAAAUGUACGACAUCUUCGGGAAAUAUGGACCGAUUCGGCAGAUUAGAGUUGGGAACACACCAGAAACCAGGGGAACCGCUUACGUAGUCUAUGAGGACAUCUUUGAUGCUAAAAAUGCCUGUGACCACCUUUCCGGAUUCAACGUUUGCAACAGAUACCUGGUUGUUUUGUACUACAAUGCAAACAGAGCUUUCCAGAAAAUGGACACAAAGAAAAAAGAAGAGCAGUUGAAACUUCUCAAGGAGAAAUAUGGCAUAAAUACAGACCCCCCAAAGUAAAACAGUCAUUAUCCCUCGGCUCCCUAACUGAACCCCUUUAAACAAGAAUGAAAAUAAACUACGCAUUUUGUAUAGAUAAUUUACCUUCAUUUUUACGUUUUAAACAUUGAGCUGUUAAGAUUUUUCUUCCUGAUAUAAAACUUGUUUGUACCACUGGGUGGUUAUUUUGCCUCUUUACUCAGACUUUGUAAUUGAGUUUUAUGUGAAUUAAUGAAUAAAUCAUGUCCGUCUUAA
Hemibagrus wyckioides is the source of this 736-nucleotide messenger RNA. It is a transcript of the gene sf3b6, whose product is annotated as splicing factor 3b, subunit 6. Gene Ontology annotation, cellular component: nucleus; cytoplasm; ribonucleoprotein complex. The coding region runs from base 125 to 502 and encodes 125 amino acids. Gene Ontology annotation, molecular function: mRNA binding. The record is from RefSeq and is a predicted model, not a curated record. NCBI's taxonomy places the organism in Eukaryota, Metazoa, Chordata, Actinopteri, Siluriformes, Bagridae. The transcript has 4 exons.